AUGGAUGGCGACAAAACCCGAGGUCAAGGGUAUACUGAUGAUGUCCGAGGUCAAGGGCUUAAUAGUCACGACGUCCGAGGUCAAGGACUAGUUGACGGAACCCGAGGUCAAGGGUAUACUGAUGAUGUCCGAGGUCAAGGACUUAAUAGUCACGAUAUCCGAGGUCAAGGACUAGUGACUGAUGGAACCCGAGGUCAAGGGUACACCGAUGAUGUCCGAGGUCAAGGACUUAAUAGUCACGAUGUCCGUGGUCAAGGACUAGUGACUGAUGGAACCCGAGGUCAAGGGUAUAUUAAUGAUGUCCGAGGUCAAGGACUUAUUGGUCACGAUGUCCGAGGUCAAGGACUAGUGAUUGAAGGAACCCGAGGUCAAGGGUAUGCCAAUGAUGAUGUCCGAGGGCAAGGACUGAUGAUUGAAGGAACCCGGGGUCAUCGCUCGCUAUCCAAAGAAACCCGAAGUCAAAGGUUCGAAGGUGACGAGACUAGCUAUCCACAACAACGAGGACGAUCGUCAAAGCGGCGAAGGAAACGCAAAAACAAGUAUUCGAGCACGUCCAGCGAUUCAUCGGGUGAGUCCAUCAGAACUCAUUCAAAAUCUAAACGUCUUAAGUCUCAUAAAGACAGUACCAACGUUAUCUUGGAUAAAGUUCUUUCGAUACUGGGACACCCUAGCUUUAAAUGUGAUAACCCUCUCGUCAAAUGUACAAAAUGUGAUAGGAUGGGACAUCAAUCGGCUAAUUGUUAUACUAAACCCGAUAAUCCGACUAACAAAUCUCAAAACGAAAAGCAAGUUUCUGAACUUAGUAAAAACGAUAAAUCGAAUCGAACGAAUCAUAAAUAUAUCAUGGACAUAAAGGUUAACGAUGUGGUACUAGAGUGCCAUUUAGAUUUAGGUAGCCAAUGUUCCCUAAUAAGAUAUACUAACGCAAAAUCGUUGCGUUUAGCUAUAGUGACAAAUGUUGAGCUACCGGUGUUACGGGGAAUCGGUGCUAAUCUUAUCCAGCCCCUGGGAUUGGUUUCAACGAUAGUGCAAGUUCAGGGUAUUGUAGAAUCCGUAGAUAUGUACGUUGUAGAAGAUUACGUGCUUAGACAUCCAAUCUUAUUAGGACAUUCGUUUACAGAGAAACCCCAAAUAGUAAUUACUAAGACCCCCGACAGAAUCAUAUUCCACAAGAUACCCUGCAGUAAGAAAAUUCAUCACUUCUGUCGAGAUGACACCUCAAUUCCGAUCGAGGGUCUGCGAGCAGUACCGGUCAUAAACAAUACGCUAGAGAAAGGUACUGUAUAUGUGGACGGUUCCAUUAGGGGUCCGGAUACCCAAAAAUAUUACCUUCUACCUGGUGAAUAUAGUAUAGAAAAUAAUAUUUGUGCCCUCCUCAUACAUAACAUGUCCAAAUCGACAAUUAAUAUAGAAAAGGGUUCAUUGCUUACUAGAGCUAUGCACAUUCGCAACACAUUAAAUGCUCACGAAGUUACAAUUAGCACAACCGAAAUCGAUGACUCUGUGAACUGUAAUCCUAAUUUUACCGCUGAAGAGCGCCUGUCUCUUCAGAAUGUUCUAUCAGAUUUUAAAGAUUGCUUCUCUAAAAAAGUAGAAGAGUUUAUUCAAGAGUUUGUUAGCAUAGUCAGUAGUCAGAAUUACAAUAAUUAA
Messenger RNA from Arctia plantaginis, 1650 nucleotides. The record is from the annotation of a GenBank genome assembly. NCBI's taxonomy places the organism in Eukaryota, Metazoa, Arthropoda, Insecta, Lepidoptera, Erebidae.